CCCUCUGGUUGCAUGAUAUGAUUAAACUCGGUGGAACCUUGGAAUGUUCGAUUGCUAUGCAAAAGCUGAAGCCUUGUCGUCAUUUCCAGAUUCCUUGUAUGCGUCCCCAUGGGACGCUGAUCUAUCAAGCAUCAACAUCCUUGAAACCAACCUACAUUGUCCUGGCUACUGGCGAUAUGGACGGCCUUGAUGACUUUGAAAAAACCCUGGCAGCUGAAAAGGCCGAAAGAGAGCGCGACGCACGGAAUUUAGCUGAGAAAAGCCACCGCAAACAUCGUCACCACCAUCAUCAUAGACGCGACCAUUCUGCAGACAGAGCCCGCGAUCGUGAACGCGACCGCGACCGCGACCGUCGCGGACAUCAUCGCUCGCGUGGAGACGACGAAUAUGAAGAUGAUGGCCACAGACAUAAACGGUCGCGCCACUCGAGAGAUGAUGACCGGCACCAUCGAGAUCACCACAAGGAACGCCAUCGGCGAGACCAUCACGAUGAGCAAGAUGUGAGCCGUAAUACAAACAAGGAAACUCGGUUAAAAUCAACGGAUGCGAAACAAGAUCUACCGCUGCCAAAUGAAGAAUUAGCCGCUGAAGACUAUGAAAAGCCCGCUCGCUCGCCACCUCUAACAAGAGACUCGUGGAUGACAGCCCCCUCUGCCCUCGACAUUGACUACACACAAAAGGGUUCAAAACUAGUUAGACCACCACCACCCAAGGAGGAGCCAAAGAGAAUAAUACAUUCAAGGGAAUUAAAUGCCGCUCAUUUACAUGGCCUCAACGAUGGUAAAAUGGAAGAUGAACUUGAGUUACCUGCUCAGCAUGAGGUUAACUAUACCUUCGGGGACGGCGGGUCGCUAUCAAGGAUGACGAAAUUGAAGGGUAUUUACAACAUGGCGGAGAGCACUGGUCGUACUGUGGAAGAGGUUGCAUUAGACCGAUAUGGGAACCUACGCGAUUUUGACGAUGCUCGUGAGGAGAAGAUUGAGUUGGAUAGGCGCAGAGUCUAUGGGGAAGGGUAUGUGGGCAAAGAGAAGCCUAGCGGCGAGCUGUUUCAGGAACGAAAGCUACCCACGGGAGUUCGUGAGAAACGGCAAGCAUCCCUGCGACCUACGGAACUGGACCAGGGCACAGUUAUCCCUGAUGAUGCUACCUCCCACCAGCCGAUACAAGUAGAUCAGACAACUCUAAAUCGAUUAAAAGCCCAGAUGAUGAAGGCAAAAUUGAGAAAAUCGCCAGACGCCGCUAAACUCGAAGCUGAGUAUAACCAAGCUGCGGCCACAUUUGCAGCUAAGGGUCCUGAAGCAGUGGUUCUUAAUGUGAUGGAGAAUCGCAUGAUGGCAGGAACGCGGGCAGAGGCCAAGGCGGUGGACACCAAACGAGGCCGCGAAAGAGGACUGGUAGAGCAGAAUGACGACAUGACGAUAGACGACAUGGUUCGCGAAGAGAGGCGCACACGGGGACAAGCUGGAGGAGAAGGACUUCGACUUGCCGAACGUAUAGCCAAAGAUGGAAAAUUUGAUGACGAUCUCGAAUAUAUGGACGAGAAUGCAGAGAAGUUAGCAAGGCGCGUGGAGAGGUCAGAGCUCAACCUCAGGAACGCUGCUGUCAACGAAUACCAGAAGAUCAACAAGAUACUCGAUAACUGUCAACUUUGUCACCAUGAAGACCGAGACUUACCUCCUGUGGCACCCGUUAUCUCGCUAGCCACGCGUGUAUAUCUGACUUUACCUACAGAGCCAGAGUUGACCGAAGGCGGCGCCGUUAUCGUGCCCAUUCAGCACCGGACCAACUUACUCGAGUGUGAUGACGAUGAGUGGGAGGAGAUACGAAACUUCAUGAAGUGUCUGACUCGCUUAUAUCACGAUCAAGGAAGAGAGGUCGUGUUCUACGAGAACGCCGCGGCUCCACAGAGACAUAUGCACGCUGCCAUGCAAGCGGUGCCAAUCCCGUAUGAGCUAGGAGACACGGCACCUGCCUUCUUCAAGGAGGCGAUGCUCUCAGCGGAUGAAGAGUGGUCGCAGCACAAGAAAAUUAUUGACACGGGGGCACGAGCACGUGACGGACUCGGAAAAUUGGCAUUUAGGCGGUCUAUUGCGAAGGAGAUGCCCUAUUUUCACGCCUGGUUCACGUUGGACGGUGGACUGGGCCAUGUGGUGGAAGACUCCAAUAGAUGGCCGAGAGGUGAUCUGUUUGCUAGAGAAAUCUUGGGAGGCAUGGUAGACGCGGAGCCACACGUAAUCAAGAAACAAGGUCGGUGGCACAGGUCAGACAGUAGGGUUGAUGGAUUCAAGAGUCGUUGGAGGAAGUUUGACUGGACGCGAGUCCUUUCUGAUGGCUAACGGCUUGACUCUUAUUUCAUGGACCCAUUCGUGGCCAAAGACGUUACAAACUGAGCAGUCAUAGUCAGGAUGGUAAUUAGGCCGGUUACUCUGGACACAUGCGGUAAACCCAAAGUACACGUAUCACACAGACUGCCGCAACUGUAUAUUGAUGUGGCCUUGUUUUACAAGUGGCAAGGGUGAGACAGGAUUAGAUACGCUACAAGACAGAUCAAGGUAUACACCUCAAAUGGCUGAAUACAAGCCUGUUUGAAGUUGAAAACAUCCAUUACCUACAGCACUUAGUUCUUCCAAUGGUUAGUAACCUCAACUGAGUGCCCAGCGCUGGGUGUACAUACCGACAGGACGGGAGGCUGCACUGUACUACCUAUGUAUACCAAAAAGGGAACGUGGGGAGGUGGAAAGUAGACGUUGAUAGGCUGACAGAGCUGUAUCUUUUGGGUAAAGAGCGCCCGAGCGGACUAGGUACUUAAGUACAUGGCAGGUACUUACUCAGGUACUCACUCAGGUACAUGCAUGCACAGGCUGAGGAAGGUACGGUGCUAGAACAGGCUACCUUGCUGCAGAUGCCCCUCAUUGCGGGAGGUCACCCGGAUGGUCUGCUCAGGCAAGUC
Molecule: messenger RNA, 2950 nt
Organism: Xylaria bambusicola
Lineage: Eukaryota; Fungi; Ascomycota; Sordariomycetes; Xylariales; Xylariaceae
Exons: 1
Coding region: 18-2336 (772 amino acids)
Biological process (GO): mRNA splicing, via spliceosome
Cellular component (GO): post-mRNA release spliceosomal complex
Source: RefSeq, a predicted model, not a curated record